Mus caroli (Ryukyu mouse) is the source of this 3137-nucleotide messenger RNA. The record is from RefSeq and is a predicted model, not a curated record. Lineage: Eukaryota; Metazoa; Chordata; Mammalia; Rodentia; Muridae.
GACCCUACUGAGUUCACCCUAGUGCGUGGAACGGGGUGUCUUGGGGCACCCGGCGUUCUCGGGGCUCUAGCCAGGACCUCCUCGCGUCACCGGGCCCGGUAGCCAACCAGAGUCGCCCAGCAACUUUUCUCCCCGUGGGUCACCCCGGAAACUUGUCCUUCCCAGAAUAGAACUCUGUCCCUGAGCCGAAGUAUGAGACUUGGAGACGAAGGCGGUGGCCACAAUGGGGAAGCCCCUGGGUCCCCUGCGCACUUACAGCCCCAGUUUCCUUCUGAGAGCCCCGCCCCUGCCUCCUGGGUCCCUUGGGUUGGCGUGGAACAGAACGGGGUUUGGGGGUGGAGUCAGACCAAGUUCAAAUGUUUGUAUCACAAACUUUGAGUUGAUGACCUUGAGUAAACGCUUACUGCCUGUGCCUCGGUCUCCCUCUUGUAAAAAUAACUAAUGCUGAGAGCUCCUUGAGAGCACAGCGUGGGCUGACACGUGAGAAUGGCUUUGAAUAGCGUCUUCUCAGUUCGUGUUUCCUCAUUCUGUGGAAGAGAGUCUGAAAGAGACCUAUAUUGGGCAUUGCUUGCCCUUAACCCUGUGGUCUGGUCAAUAGGAGCUGUGAUGGACACAUUCCAAGAAUGUGAAAUAUGAGUGACCCUUGUGGAACGAAGCCUGUCCAAGAAUCCAACCCCACCAUGAGUCUGUGGGGUCUUGAGGACAGACACAGCAGCCAGGGUCGACCUCAGCCAGACCAGGAUCCUGUGGCUAAAGAGGCCCCUACUUCCGAGCUGCAGAUGAAGGUGGACUUUUUCCGUAAACUGGGGUACUCGUCCUCUGAGAUCCACAGUGUCCUGCAGAAGCUGGGAGUUCAAGCAGACACCAACACGGUGCUAGGGGAAUUGGUGAAGCAUGGCUCAGCUACUGAACGAGAGUGCCAGGCCCUGAUGGCCCCCUGCCCCCAGCCCCCUCUGGUGCCCCGGGGUGGAAACACCCCCAAGCCUUCCACUCUAGAACCCUCACUCCCAGAGGAGGACAGAGAGGGCAGCGACCUGAGACCUGUGGUCAUCGACGGAAGCAAUGUGGCCAUGAGCCAUGGGAACAAGGAAGUCUUCUCUUGCCGGGGCAUUCUGCUGGCUGUGAACUGGUUUCUGGAGCGAGGCCACACAGAUAUUACCGUGUUUGUGCCAUCUUGGAGGAAGGAACAGCCUCGGCCAGAUGUGCCUAUCACAGACCAGCACAUCCUGCGAGAACUGGAGAAAAAGAAGAUCUUGGUGUUCACGCCAUCCAGGCGGGUCGGUGGCAAGCGUGUGGUGUGCUAUGAUGACCGCUUCAUUGUGAAGCUGGCCUUCGAAUCCGACGGAGUGGUGGUCUCCAAUGACACGUACCGAGACCUCCAAGGCGAGAGGCAGGAGUGGAAACGCUUCAUCGAGGAGCGGCUGCUCAUGUACUCCUUCGUCAACGACAAGUUCAUGCCCCCUGACGACCCUUUAGGACGGCAUGGGCCUAGCCUGGACAACUUCCUUCGUAAGAAACCACUGCCUUCUGAACACAGGAAGCAGCCAUGCCCCUAUGGGAAGAAAUGUACGUAUGGAAUCAAGUGCCGAUUUUUCCACCCUGAGCGGCCAAGCCGUCCCCAGCGCUCUGUGGCCGAUGAGCUCCGUGCCAACGCCCUCCUCUCACCUCCCAGGACUCCAGUCAAGGACAAAAGUAGCCAGAGGCCUUCCCCUGCCUCUCAGCCCAGCUCUGUGUCCCUAGAGGCUGAACCAGGCAGCCUGGAUGGGAAAAAGCUGGGUGCCAGGUCAUCUCCAGGUCCCCACCGAGAAGGCUCACCGCAGACCUGUGCUCCAGCUGGCAGGAGCCUCCCUGUUAGUGGGGGCAGCUUCGGGCCCACAGAGUGGCUUGCACACACCCAGGACUCACUCCCAUACACCUCCCAGGAGUGCCUUGAUUCAGGCAUUGGCUCCCUGGAGAGCCAGAUGUCAGAAUUAUGGGGCGUGCGAGGAGGCAGCCCUGGAGAGUCGGGCCCCACUCGGGGCCCCUAUGCAGGUUAUCACAGCUAUGGAUCUAAGGUCCCAGCAGCACCUUCCUUUUCUCCCUUUAGACCAGCCAUGGGUGCUGGCCACUUCAGUGUCCCCACCGACUAUGUGCCCCCGCCACCCACCUACCCAUCCAGAGAGUACUGGUCUGAGCCGUACCCAUUGCCCCCACCCACUCCUGUCCUUCAGGAGCCCCAGAGACCCAGCCCCGGGACUGGUGGGGGGCCCUGGGGCAGGGUGGGUGACCUGGCCAAAGAAAGGGCUGGUGUAUAUACCAAGCUGUGUGGUGUCUUCCCCCCACACCUGGUAGAAGCUGUAAUGAGACGCUUCCCACAGCUGCUGGAUCCGCAGCAGCUGGCCGCUGAGAUCCUGUCUUACAAGUCCCAGCACCUCAGUGAGUAAGCCAGGAGGUGGCGCAAGGGGCUGUCGGGCAUCACAGAUAGCGGUCCCCAGCCCCUGGCCUACCCUGGAAGCUGGACAGAGGGACAAGUGAAGCAGGCAAGGGAAUCCUCAAACCAAAGAUACCAUAGGAUUGGUUCUGGCCCCGCGGCACCCCUACCCGUCCCGCACAGGUCAGAAACGAUCACCCUGUUGAUACACAUUGUAUCUCUGUCAUUUAAGGAGACGCUGCCGGUCAGGCCGUCCAUCCGUGGCUGAUGCCCAAACCCUCUUUUUUUUCUCAGAGGGCAGGGUGGGAGGCAUGGGGAAGCAGAGGCCUGAGCUGGACCCCACCUUCCACCCUGUCCCUGGGACGCCGGCACCACCGGCUAGUUAGGCACCAUGUGCCUGCUCUCUGAGGCCCCCUCAAGCCAAUGUGGCCUCAUCCCUGUUCACAGGGCAUGAGGCUUCAUGUUAGUAAGCAAGAUGCUUCUUUAAGCCCCUCCCCUGCCCGCUCUGUCCACCUACACCCCCACCACCACCAGGGCUCCAAGGCCCUCUGAGCCCCUCCCCUGCCCGCUCUAUCCACCUACCCCCCCCCCACAACCAGGGCUCCAAGGCCCUCUGUUUCCACACCUUCCCCUUCCCCAUGGGUGGGAGGACACAUGUAUGCUGUGUACAGAGACGAGAUUUAAAUAUUUUAAAUGAAAAAAGUUGACAAAAUAAAGGCUAUUGCCA